GCCGUAGAUGUAGCUGUAGCUGUAGCUGCAAGCAAGUGCAGUGUAUCUCAAUCCGAUUCUGAUAUUUGCAUGGUACGCGGAUAAGUCACUCAUUCAGUUCGGUCAGUCGCUUGAUGAAGCGCGCGCUCGUCGGUCGGUGGCAAUAAUAAUAACAAUAAUAGACGCAGUAACGGCCCUUGUUAUGAUUGCGUUUACGAGCUCUUCAUAGUGGCUGAAAUAGAAUUAAAAAAUUAUGCAUAAAAAUUAAAAUUGAAAUUAAUAUGCCAACGCCAACGCGACAAAUACACAGCAUAACAAUAAACAUAAAUUUUAACAGCCUAAUAAACAAAACGAAAAAUUAAACAGUGCGCAAUAAAUUAAAAAUCGAAUCUGAGGUUCGAAUUUGUGUGCAGGGCGUAAAAGCGCGGCUGAGUGGAAAAGUGCAAUUGGGCAACUAAACAGAAUACAAAUUAAAAUAAUAAUUACAAUUAUAAUUUUUAAAGCCAAGUAUACGAAACACGGUCCCGUCAUUUUCGAAAAAGUGCAAUUAAAUAUACAUAAAUAGAUAAAACAAUUGUAAAUUGUUGAUGCCAUGCAGUUCGACUUCAACUGAGCCUACAGCCAGAUAGAUAGACAGACGGAAAGAAAGAUUUAGAUUUAGAUUUUGCAGCAGAUCCAUAGAGCAACCAAGAGCAAGUGCAACCAGUGCUUGGAGCUACGCAGCUUGACGUAGCUGCCCAACCGCCAAGAUUCUCACCGCCAACAACAUGAACUCGUACUUCGAACAGGCUUCGGGCUUCUACGGCCACCCGCAUCAGGCGACGGGCAUGGCCAUGGGAACGGGCGGCCACCACGACCAGACUGCCAGCGCGGCAGCGGCCGCAUACAGAGGCUUUCCGCUUUCGCUGGGCAUGUCUCCAUACGCUAACCACCAUCUGCAGCGCACCACACAGGACUCGCCCUACGACGCAAGCAUCACGGCGGCCUGCAACAAGAUCUACGGCGACGCCGGCGCCAGCGCCUACAAGCAGGACUGCCUUAACAUCAAGGCGGACGGCGUUAAUGGCUACAAAGACAUAUGGAACACAGGCGCAAACGGUGGUGCUGGUGGAGGCGGCGGUGGCGGAGGUGGCGGUGGCGCCGGAGGAGGCGGCUCGAACGGUGCCAAUACAGGAGCCGCGAACGGACAGAAUAACGCCGCGGCAGGAAUGCCAGUCCGACCUUCCGCGUGCACUCCAGACUCUCGCGUCGGCGGCUACUUAGACACUUCGGGUGGCAGCCCGGUAAGCCAUCGAGGCGGCAGCGCCGGUGGGAACGGCAGUGGAGGUGGUGGUGUGGGCGGCCAGAGUGGAGCCACUGGCGUUGGAGGUGGUGCUGGCGCGGCCACCGCUUGGAAUGCAAACUGCACCAUCUCGGGCGCUGCAGCAGCACAGACAGCGGCCGCGAGCAGCUUACACCAGGCCAGCAAUCACACAUUCUACCCUUGGAUGGCUAUCGCAGGUGAUCGGGAAACCGCAGAACCGGCCACAAGUAAGAUAAGAUCUGAUUUUACACAAUACGGCGGCAUAUCAACAGACAUGGGUAAGAGAUACUCAGAAUCUCUUGCGGGAUCACUUCUUCCAGACUGGCUAGGUACAAAUGGCCUCAGAAGACGCGGCCGCCAAACAUACACCCGCUACCAGACGCUUGAGCUGGAGAAGGAGUUCCACACAAAUCACUAUCUGACCCGCAGGCGGAGAAUCGAAAUGGCGCACGCGCUGUGUCUGACGGAGCGACAGAUCAAGAUCUGGUUCCAGAACCGGCGCAUGAAGCUAAAAAAGGAGAUACAGGCGAUCAAGGAGCUCAAUGAGCAGGAGAAGCAGGCGCAGGCGCAGAAGGCAGCGGCGGCUGCGGCUGCGGCAGCAGCGGUGCAAGGCGGCCAUUUAGAUCAGAAUUAGAACGAAAUUGCUAUAAAAAAAACAAACACACACACAUCCACACAAACACACAUACACACACACACUCCCAGACACAUACACAGACACACAACAUAAAUUACUUAAUAUAAUAAUACGAUAAAUUCAAAUUGAAAUUUAUAACAAUUAUUUGAAAUGUUGAACCAACCGCAAAUACGUAAAAGAGCAAAAUGGGAAAACAAAAUUACAAAUAAAUUCGUAGCCUAAGUAAAGGAAAGUUGACGAGAAGCGAAUAGAAACGCGAGUACUACUUAAAACUACUCAAAAUACACCUCGAAUGUAUUUUCUCCAAAGCAAGAAUUAUAUUUAUGUUAUAAUUGACAAUUUUGAAAUUGUUUGCAGGCGUAAGAUUUGUUUCGCGUACGAUAAUGCUUAAAACAAAGGCAUUACAUAUUAUUUCGAAUCGGUUCCCAAAAAUAUGAAGACCCCUAAGCCUUUCCUCCCCCCACGUUCUAUCGCUAUUGUUUAAAUUAUUGUUUCGCGAAGUACUUGUAGAAUGUUAGCAUGAGGAAGUGUAAAAGGUUCUGUUGAUAUGAAUUUUUAAGGCGCGUUUUAAGCUAAUUAUGUUAAAUUGAAAUACUGGAAAAUCCUUAUGAAAAUUUAACACUAGUAUAAAUAGAAUUUGUUAGUGAGGUAAAAAGUAAAUGUUCGUAAAACUUAAUUAUGAAAAUGUGUAUAGUUUUUGCUUAUAAAUUAAUGCAAUUUAGUUUACUUUGUUUAAUUUAAUUAAUUUGUUUAGUUCUUAUUUUAAGUUCCCUAAGCGUGCAACAGACACACAACACACACACACACACAAACUGAAACUACAACAGCCACAACAAUCGAAGCUGUUUCUUUAAGUAAUUUUUAGAGUUUUCUAAACUGAAUAUUUUUUAGUUGCAUUAUGUUUAAAUUUAGUUUAAUAAAAAGCGUUUAUGAGAUUAUUAUCUGAAAAAAUCAACAAGCAGAAAAACAACAACCAGGCAAACACAAUAAAUUAUUGGUUUUGAAAAAAUCGAAAAAGAAAUCGUUUCGCAUUUUUGUGUUAUUAUUUAUUAGCAUUAUUCAGAUGUCGUUCGUCUGUCAAGCCUUGCACACGAAUUUGAAAAUCAAAAUA
Scaptodrosophila lebanonensis is the source of this 3030-nucleotide messenger RNA. Its product is annotated as homeotic protein ultrabithorax. The transcript is spliced from 5 exons. NCBI's taxonomy places the organism in Eukaryota, Metazoa, Arthropoda, Insecta, Diptera, Drosophilidae. Bases 747 to 1916 code for a protein of 389 amino acids. Gene Ontology annotation, molecular function: RNA polymerase II cis-regulatory region sequence-specific DNA binding; DNA-binding transcription factor activity, RNA polymerase II-specific. The record is from RefSeq and is a predicted model, not a curated record. Gene Ontology annotation, cellular component: nucleus. Gene Ontology annotation, biological process: anterior/posterior pattern specification; negative regulation of transcription by RNA polymerase II.